AUGCUUUAUGUUUUCUUUGUUGUGGGCCAAAACUUGUUUGAAACAGGGGAGCCCCAAUUGACAUUGGAUUAUUAUGCCAAAACUUGUCCCAAUGUGUUGCAGGUUGUGAGGAAAGAAAUGGAGUGUGCUAUGCUUUCUGAACCACGCAAUGCAGCUUUUGUUGUCCGAUUGCACUUUCAUGACUGCUUUGUUCAGGGGUGCGACGGGUCGGUUUUUCUGGAUGACACUAUAACAUUACAGGGAGAGAAAAAGGCUUCCAUCAACAUACACUCCCUCAAAGGCUUUAGAAUCAUUGAUAGGAUUAAGAACAACCUUGAAACAAAAUGCCCUGGAAUUGUUUCUUGUGCAGAUAUACUCACUAUUGUAGCCAGGGAUGCAGUGAUUCUGGUGGGUGGCCCUUACUGGGAUGUUCCUCUUGGAAGAAAAGGAUCCACAACUGCAAGUUAUUGAACUUGCAACUCAAAUUUUCCCUCUACCAAUGAGGGACUUCUCAUUGGCACAGAAAUCUUAGCAAUUUGGAUUGGGAAGCAGGUGGAUGGGGAUGGUCAACCGUUGUUGCAGCAGCGACAACAACAGCAACAGAUGGUUCCAUUACAAGAUACUUACAUGCAGAGCAGAGCUGAAGCUCUUCAAAAUGUUGAAUCUACCAUUCAUGAAUUGAGCAAUAUCUUCAACCAGCUGGCAACUCUGGUUUCUGAACAAGGAGAGAUUGCUAUCAGAUUCUACCCUUAUGCACCUAUUUCAGAAUUGCUGAUAAUAUAA
Benincasa hispida (wax gourd) is the source of this 762-nucleotide messenger RNA. The record is from RefSeq and is a predicted model, not a curated record. NCBI's taxonomy places the organism in Eukaryota, Viridiplantae, Streptophyta, Magnoliopsida, Cucurbitales, Cucurbitaceae.